This is a messenger RNA of Drosophila obscura, 941 nucleotides long. RefSeq lists its product as uncharacterized. The coding region runs from base 6 to 941 and encodes 311 amino acids. NCBI's taxonomy places the organism in Eukaryota, Metazoa, Arthropoda, Insecta, Diptera, Drosophilidae. The transcript has 5 exons. The record is from RefSeq and is a predicted model, not a curated record.
UUAUCAUGCAGCGGUCAGAACAGCAAAUUUUCUUUGAAAAGUAUACCUCUUUUGAGCCGGCUGAAAUAGCUAAAGCUGUCAGCUAUGUCCACGGAGAGGACAAAAGGAUCAUACAGCAUAAUAUGAAGGAGUUCUCAGCGCUGAAAGAAAUAAAUAGCCCAUUUUGCCUAAUAAUGGACGAGUGGUUUGUGCACGAAACGAUUUGUUGUAUUCCAAAUUGGAAAAUGUUGGUGAAAGCUGCGCGCUGCAUCGAUGGGAGUUUCUACAGAACGCUGUAUUUAUAUUUGGUCCCUAACGAGACGAUACAAGAAACGGAGGAAGACAGCGAAGGCGAAGACGAGCUUAAAAUAAGCAAGAGGAGAGUGUACGACGGCCUCGCCCUGAUUUUGGAGUAUAUGGAAACGCAAGUUCCGGCAGUCCUGAAGCAUUUUCUGGCCAUCGUUUCAGACUAUAACAAAGUGAACGAUAUGUCGGUGCAGUUUGCGGUGUCUAAGGGUUACCCCUGCGUUUGGGACAUAACGCACUUGCGUGCCGACAUGGUCCAUCGUGGAUAUCUGGCGACGCCGCUCUACAACUUAUACGAAUACGUCGAGUUUACGGCGGACACGUAUCAGCGGAAUAUAGCUGCCUGUCUUAAUGUCUUCGAGGAAAACGAAAAUCCUCAUUCGGAUGUGCUAGGGCAGGAGCUGGACCAAAUGAAACGGCUGUUAAAAAGAUUUUUUACGUUUCAUCCCUUGGGGAAGCUCCGGCUCAACGGCGUAAAGAGCGAUGGUCCAGGAGCAGGAUCAGUGGGAGGCGAUGGUGGUGGAGGCGGCGCGGGAAGCGGAGCCGGAGCCGAGGAGGGACGAGCAGCCAAGAACGCCCAGGAGACGGCUGGCAAACCGGCCUCCGGCAUUCCCGCCUGUGCGCCGGUCAAACCCGGUAGAACAGCGGCUGAUUGA